UCCCAAGUAUAAGGAAACAUGAAGAUUAUUAUUUUGCUGGCGAUUGCCGUAUCAUGGGCAGUCGCCUUUCCUAGCGGUUUAGGUGGUCUUUUAGGUGGCUUACCUAUUCUAAAUAUAUUCGGUGGCGGCGGAAGUUGCACAGGUGGUGCACAUAAGGAUAAUUCACUGAUAUCGAUAUCAGCUAACAUUUUGGAUAGAGGAAAAGGAGGCAGUGGAGGAGGUAAUGGAGGAGCUGGAAUAGGAGGAAUUGGAGGAACAGGAAAUACUGGAGGAGGUAAUAAUGGAGGAGGAAAUACUGGAACAAGUGGCAAUGGAGGAGGAAAUACUGGAACAAGUGGCAAUGGAGGAGGAAAUACUGGAACAAAUGGCAAUGGAGGAGGAAAUACUGGAACAAGUGGCAAUGGAGCAGGAAAUAGUGGAGGAGAUGGUAAUGAAGGAGGAAGUACUGGAGACGGUGGUAAUGAAGGAGAAAAUACUGGAGGAAAUGAUGGAGGAAAUGGUGGAGGAAAUGGUGGAGCAAAUAAUGGAGGAAGUACUGGAGAAGGUGAUAAUGGAAAUUCUGGAAAAUGUCAUAAUGAAGGAGGAAAUACCGGAAGAGAUGGCAAUGAAGCUGGAAAUACUGGAAAUGAUAAUGAAACAGGAAAUAAUGGAAGAAGUGGUAAUGGAGCAGAAUAUGCUGGUGGUUCAGGUAGAACAAUAAGCAGUAGUAUAUCGAGUGCAAGUGGCAGAGCUUCCAACGUAAUUAACACCUGGUCCAGCAAAAAUGGAGCAUCAUCAAGUGCAGCUUCUUCGGCUUUUGCGCAAAGUAAAGCUGGCGCCGGCAAUAGUGGUUCCAGCGCAGCAGCGACUGCAAAUGCUGUAGCAUCGGCAAUAUCGAGCAGUAAUUCCGGUCAUAAAAAAUCAAUAGAUGACAACGAAAACGAUGAAAAUGAAAAAUCUGGAAAGAAUGAUAAUGGUAAAGGACAAUCCAAAGCGUCAGCGAGCGCUCAAGCGAAUGCUGCAGCGGAAUCAGAGAGCAAUGGUAAAGAAGGAAAUAGUAAAUCCAGUGCAGCAGCGAAUGCAAAUGCUAGUGCCGCAGCGGAAUCACGAAACAGAAAACGUAAUAAAGGUAAAAAAUCGAGCAAUUCGGAAGAGGAUUCGGAAGAAGAUGGAUCAGAGGAUGAUGGAAAAGAAAAAUCAAAUGCGUCAGCAGAAGGAAGGAGCAACGCUGAGUCAAACAGCAACGGUAAUAAAGAUUCGUCAAGCGCAUCCGCGGGCGCAAAUGCAAACGCAUCCGCGGAAUCAGAUAAAAAUGGUAAAUCUGAAAGUUCUUCGGACGCUUCUGCGAAUGCUAACGCAUCUGCAGAUUCGGAUGAAACAGAUUCCGGAGAAAAUUCAUCCAACGCAUCAGCAAGUGCAGAUGCCGAAGCAUCCGCUAACUCUAAGGGCAAAGGAAAAGGAUCGAACGCAUCGGCCAGUGCAGAUGCCGAGGCAUCGGCUGAAUCGGAAGGUAAAAGUGGAUCGGAAAAAGGUUCAUCGGGAGCAUCGGCAAAUGCAAAUGCAAAUGCUGAGGCAUCUUCACAAUCGAAGGGAAAAGAUAAAUCUGAAAAAGAUUCAUCAAGUGCGUCAGCGGACGCAGACGCUGAAGCGUCCGCAGAAUCUGAUGGAAAAGAUAGUUCCGGAAAAGGUUCGUCAAAUGCAUCAGCGAGUGCAGAUGCAGAAUCAUCGGCUGAUUCAGAAGAGGAGAGCAAAGGAUCAUCAGAUGCAUCAGUCAGUGCAGACGCAAGUGCAGCUGCAGAAUCAGAGAGCGAUGGUAAAUCCGGGAAAGGAUCAUCGAGUGCGUCAUCUAACGCAAAUGCAAGCGCGUCUGCGAAAUCCGGAGGGAAGGGAAAAUCCGGAGGAAAGAGAAGAUCCGGAGCUUCGUCGGCCUCGGCUGCCGCAACCGCAUCUGCGGAAUCCGGAGGCAAAGGAAAGAGCAUCUCGAGUGCCUCGUCCUACGCCGAAUCCUCUGCAUCCGGCUCGAAAGAUGACGACUCUAACGAUACAGCAGCGAGCGCAUUUGCGAGUGCGAAUAGCGCAGCAUCCGCAGCAGGAGAUAAAGCCAGUGCAUUUGCGGGAGCCGCUGCGAAUUCAAAAGCAGGUACGAUAACGCUGUAACGGAAAUAAUCAUGUAUAAACAGAUAUUCGCAUUCGAGGAUAAAUCAAUUUCGUGAAUUUUCCACAGCAUAUAUGUAUCUCAAUUUUUAUAUAA
This is a messenger RNA of Camponotus floridanus (Florida carpenter ant), 2230 nucleotides long. RefSeq names its product glycine, alanine and asparagine-rich protein. Bases 19 to 2136 code for a protein of 705 amino acids. NCBI's taxonomy places the organism in Eukaryota, Metazoa, Arthropoda, Insecta, Hymenoptera, Formicidae. The transcript is spliced from 2 exons. The record is from RefSeq and is a predicted model, not a curated record.